UGGUGGCCACCAGCCCAUGGAUCCGCGGCGGGGCUGCAGCAGGGCGCCCAGGCUGCCCCACUGCCGAUCCGCUCCGCCCCGCCUCACGCUGCCCCCCCAGUCUGGACCUGCCUUCGGGUGGAAACAAGCCGCCUCGCGAGGGGUCUGGACCUGCAGGCGGCCUAGAAACAGUCACCGGCCUGCCGGGCGUCUCCUGCUGCUGGCCGAGGCAGCCCCGCCCCCAUUCCUCCUCCCCCCCCGCGCGCACACCUGGGCGCCCCUCAGCCUCAGCCCAGCCGGGGAGCGGGGGGGGGGGAGGAGGGGGAAGGGCUGGGAGCCCCUCCCCCGCAUCGCCCACCCGCAGCGGCUGGAGCCUCCUCCCCCUCCUGCCCGGAGCGCCGAGCGCAUCCUCCGAGGGGCGGCGCUUGUUUCGGGCCGCUUGGGCCGGCCUCCCCCGCCGCUGCCGUUGCUGCCGUCAUCGCCUCCGCCGCUCUCCUCCUCCUCCUCCUCCUCCUCCAUGCCGCCGCCGCCGCCGCCAGGUCUUCUCCGCCGCGCCGGCGCCGCCUCCUCCUCAGUCUCCUCGGAGGGCGCGCAGCUCCAGCAGCACCUCGCCACGGGCCGCCUUUCGCCAUCGCCAUUUCCAGGCGCUUCUUCUUCUUCCAGCCAUGGCAGCCAGUCCAGAGAAGAUUAUCCACGCUUAAGGCUUAUUUGGUUCAAGAGGUGAAGAUUCUGCAGAAGAGUGUACCACCAAUGGCCACCAGUAAAAGAGAACAUAAGAACAGCCCUGCUGGAUCAGGCACGACUUGGCCCAUCCAGUCCAGCAUCCUGUUUCACACAGUGGCCCACCAGAUGCCAUUGGGGAGCCCACAGGCAAGAGGCACUCUAGAAGCCAACCUGACUUGCGGGCCUGGAUGCUCCACUGCUGAUGCCUGUGGUGCACUUUUGAGGUGCCAUCCUGUGUAUUGAAAAGUCCGUCUCCUGUACUGGCAGCUUGGCGACGGUGUAAGUCCCCUCAGCAUUGUGGGAAACCAUGGGGAUUGGCAAGAACACCACUUCUAAAUCGGUGGAAACUGGAAGCCCCACGGAGGGAAAAUAUGAGGAUGAGUCGAAGCAUCCUGCUUUCUUCACACUGCCGGUUGUAAUAAAUGGUGGAGCAACAUCCAGUGGUGAUCAAGAUACAGAAGACACAGAGCUUAUGGCCAUUUAUACCACAGAAAAUGGAAUUGCAGAAAAGAGUUCUCUCGCAGAGACACUGGACAGCAGUGGGAGCUCAGACACACAAAGAACGGACAUGAUAUACACAAUUGAGGAUGUCCCUCCCUGGUAUCUCUGCAUAUUCUUGGGCUUACAGCACUACCUGACCUGUUUCAGUGGUACCAUAGCAGUGCCCUUCUUGCUAGCCGAUGCCAUGUGUGUGGGAUUUGACCAGUGGGCUACCAGCCAGCUGAUUGGGACCAUAUUCUUUUGUGUGGGAAUCACAACUUUGUUACAAACAACUUUUGGGUGCCGGUUACCUUUGUUUCAAGCCAGCGCUUUUGCAUUCUUGGCUCCAGCCAGAGCUAUUCUCUCCUUGGAUAAGUGGAAAUGCAACAAUACAGCUAUAACGGUUACAAAUGGGACGACGGAGCUGCUGCACACGGAAAAUAUCUGGUAUCCCAGGAUACGAGAGAUUCAAGGUGCUAUUAUCAUGUCGUCUUUGAUAGAAGUGGUGAUUGGAUUCCUGGGCUUGCCAGGAGCGCUCCUGAGAUACAUUGGGCCUCUGACCAUUACUCCAACAGUGGCUCUCAUUGGCCUGUCUGGUUUCCAGGCUGCAGGGGAGAGAGCGGGAAAACACUGGGGGAUAGCCAUGCUCACUAUUUUUCUAGUGCUGCUAUUUUCUCAGUAUGCCCGAAAUGUCAAAUUCCCUCUACCAAUUUACAAAUCGAAAAAAGGAUGGACCGCAUACCGGUUGCAGCUUUUUAAAAUGUUUCCUAUCAUUCUAGCCAUUCUAGUAUCAUGGUUGCUGUGCUUCAUCUUCACGGUGACAGAUGUAUUUCCCCCUGAUAACACAAAAUAUGGAUUCUACGCGCGCACCGAUGCUAGGCAAGGAGUGCUUCUGGUUGCCCCGUGGUUCAAGGUUCCUUACCCAUUUCAGUGGGGAUUACCAACAAUUUCAGCUGCUGGCGUAAUUGGAAUGCUCAGUGCAGUGGUUGCAAGCAUCAUUGAAUCGAUUGGCGAUUACUAUGCCUGUGCAAGGUUAUCGUGUGCUCCUCCACCACCAAUCCAUGCAAUAAACAGAGGCAUCUUUAUCGAAGGCCUUUCCUGCGUCUUGGAUGGAGUCUUUGGCACCGGGAAUGGAUCCACUUCUUCUAGCCCUAACAUUGGCGUCUUGGGGAUUACAAAGGUUGGAAGCCGACGAGUUAUCCAGUAUGGAGCCGCCUUCAUGCUGCUGCUUGGGAUGGUUGGCAAGUUCAGCGCCCUCUUUGCCUCUCUCCCUGAUCCAGUGCUUGGGGCUCUCUUCUGCACCCUCUUUGGUAUGAUUACUGCAGUUGGGCUUUCUAAUCUUCAGUUCAUAGACCUGAAUUCUUCCCGGAAUCUUUUUGUGCUUGGAUUUUCCAUCUUCUUUGGACUUGUCCUUCCUAGUUAUCUCCGACAAAACCCGUUGGUCACAGGAAUAGCCAGCAUUGAUCAAGUACUCAACGUUCUCCUCACUACAGCCAUGUUUGUUGGGGGUUGUGUAGCAUUCAUUUUGGAUAACACGAUUCCAGGGAGCCCCGAGGAAAGAGGAAUCCGGAAAUGGAAGAAAGGCAUCGGCAAAGGCAGCAAAGCCAUGGACGGCAUGGAAACCUACGACUUGCCUUUUGGCAUGGAGGUGGUCAGGAAGUACAAAUGCUUCAGUUUCCUGCCCAUCAGCCCCACCUUCAUUGGCUAUACCUGGAAAGGGUUCAGGAAAAGCAGCAGCUGCAGGAAUUCCGAGGAAAACUCUGAGGCCACUGUAUAGCCCUGGGCGAAACCUCCCCCUUCUAGCUGUAGUCACAGACACAUCUGCAGUUCCUUGCUGGUUUUAUUUUUUUGUAUAUCUGCAUCUUAAAUUCUGGAACCAGAGCUGAGACGGAUUAUAAAAAAUAGCUUUCCUAUGGUGGAUGGUGAUAGCUAUCUAUAAUGUCUCUCUGUAGUUACAUGGUGUGUUAGAAGAAGGAGGGAAAAAAAUCGCUUAGAAUGACUUGUUUUUCACACAGCUGCUGUUUCUUUGGGAAAUUUCCAUCCAGGUCUGAAAUUGGAGAAUUUCAUUUCUGUGGACGUGGCACUUGAAGCAGGCCACGUCGUUCCAAUGCACGGUCGAUACAUUCCUGUUUUUGUCGUCGUUUCAAAGCCCUCAUAAGCCUGCGGCUACUUGUGUAUAUUGUCCUGGCAAACGAGAGCAGAACUUUCCAGGACUGGGUAUGGAGCUGCAGUGCUGACAGUGGUGCCUUAGCACAAGUUUCUCCUCCGAAGAGCAAUAGCUGAGUUGUGGGGUUUUCUUCCCCUUCCAUUGAGCUCUCUGUGGCUCGCUGAGCAUUUCUUAACACAGCAGCUGUGUAGAGAUGGGGGUGGGGGGUGGGUGGGAGGGGUUGCCAUGCCUCUGGCGGUUGUUCAGUUGCACGUUCCUGAACUGAUGGCGAUGAUGCCUAAACAGCAGUUCGUUUAGUCAGUCCUUUAUGUAAUAAUGACAAUAUUUAUUAAGCGCCUAAAGUCACUAGUCCUCAGUAGGAUUAUUCGGAUAGAAUGGCCAGUUUGUCUCCAGAUUUGUGCUGAUCUCUGGUCAGACAGUUCAGGUCUGAACAGUCCUGCCAGUCCCCAAAGCAGCUUAUAGUUGAUGUCCCCCCCCCCCCCCCGGCCCCCUUCUCUGAGCUGAAUGCGGAACCUUUUUAAGAAUAUACAAACAGGAGAGACACUAUGUAUGACAUCACUGUCCGCUUGAUGGUUUAACGGGUAUUGGGGGCCCACAGUGGGUGCCAUUCAGACUUUUUGUUUUUGUUUUCCUGUACUAGUCUCGGCUCUGAUGUUACGUGGCUGUUAAUGCUCAUCAUGCAUCCAUAAUUAUAAGAAUUUAUUCCUGUUUAAUGUCCUUACUAUUGCAAGUUAGUUUUUAGAAAUCCGUGCUUUGUGUUAUUCCAAUGAGGCCCGAAAGGCAAUGUUUUAAGCUAUGGAAAGAUUUGUUGGAGAGGCAUGAGGGUCAGUGUUCUCUCCAGCAGUAGCGGCUGGUCCUAACGAGCUGGCGGGGGCGGAGGGGGGGGGGGGGCGUCGCAAAGGAGGCAGCUCCGGGUUGCUCUUCUCUCUUCCGGAACCAUACAGCUCCACCUGACGAAUAGCCAGCCUGCAGGCAGCGCGGCUCUCGGGCAGGGCAGGGAGAGAAGUGACCCAAGCUGCCCCCCCUCCUGCCCCGGCUCGUUAAGACCAGGCUCUCGAGGCCAGUAUGCUUCAAGGUGCUUGUGUGUUGUGGGUCUUCUUCUUCAAGCAGAUACUUGUUGUUGGUCAAGACUUGUUGUUGGCCAAGACUGGUUACUAGAGAGAAGCAAGCCAGCCUUUGUUGAACUCUGGAGUGGUUAGAGUUGGGGGAAACCCUGAGUUGCCCUGAUGUUUCAGUACCAAAUAGUGUGGAAGGAAGACAGAUCAGUGGAUGGAGUGUACUUGGGCACCUUUCCUGCCACUCCUGUGGCACUGCCCUCGUACAGCUUUGUUGCAUCGGGAUGACUUUUACCCUGAGCCUUUUCCCUGGAGAACUUUCAGCAGUUGGCUGUCUUGGAAUCAAACGAGAUAUCAUGGGAAACCGGCCAAAGAAAAAUAGUCUUAAAAUAAAAAGAUUAAUUUGGGGCUGGGGUGCAGUCGUUGGAGGACAAGAGACCUUCCCUUGAGGAAGUACUGGUGAGUUCCAGUUUAUAACACUACGGCUGCAGUCCUUGGCACGCUUACUGGGAAUCGGCUCCAUUGAGUACAGUGGGACCUGCUUCUGAGUCAGCUUGUAGAGGAGAGGGCUGCAUUCUUCAGUUUUCCAUCUUGUAUUUUAUGGGCAACCAAAGAAAAGGUGGGGCGAAAGGAAACAGCCCCCUUAGUUGGCUGUGGUUCUGAUAUGUAAAAUACCAGAGCCAGUUUUUCAGCACACACUGGAAAGGCAGAGAUGGUGUGUCGAUAAGGUUGGCCGAGUUCAGCGCACCCUUGUUUGGGUCAUGGCCAAUGCCUGCCCUGUCUGUCUUUCAGGACCCAUUGCUUGUUAAUGCAGAACCAAAAGGCCACAAAACCUGACUCCCUGUGCUCUUCAUUAAGCUUGUACAGGAGCGACUCCUCCAUGGAUUGUGCCGAACAGGGUGCCUCGUAUUGGGAUGCAGCCGCCAAGCAGGCAUCUGGCAGGACAGGUGUAUCUCGAGCACCUAAUCAUGUGUUAGCAGCGGUAGCGAGGAAGAUACCGGACUUCUAGCCAGAUGGUGUGCAUUGCAAAUUCUCUCCAAGAGACAUGAGGUGAAGAACUAGUUUGCACAUCGCACAGAAGCAAGGAACUCCUGCUUCUUGUCUUACCUCUUCGGUAAUGUGUGGUCAGGAGUAAAUUCAAGUUUUAAGAAUUUCUUCCUCGAUGUAGGUUUUAAAAAUUUGCAAAAGAUGUAAAAAUGAUUUUAGUGGCAUGGAACCAGAUAUUCCGUUUUUGUUUCCCUAUUAAUCUCUGCUAACUUGAAAGUCUUGAUAUGUUUUAUUAGCUGCAGCUACCCUUACUAGAAAUUGCUGAGAGCUGUUGGGGGAAAACAUUGCUCGCCAGUUUGCAGUGUUUACAAUUGCAGUCUGAUUUACCAAACAAUUCUGCCGCAGAAAUUUUGAUGAAGACAGAUCUGCUCUGAGUGCAGGGCAACGUGUUAAGACCGAGAUCUUAGUUUUCAGCAACCACAAGAGGGCAUCAUUAAUGCUGCUGCUUAAGAAAAGGGUUGAAGGGCCUGGGUGGGCCAUUGCAGUUAAAAGUACCUGCAGCUGAGCUACGGGUAGAGAGAAAUGUAAUGUGCACACUGCUUUGUCUUGAGAAGACAGUUGUUUUGCUGGGCACAGGUUGCAAAGCAUGUGAAUGGUCAGCUGUGAGGCGAAGCGAAGUCAUGUGGCAGAUCUUGGGUUGUCCGUAAGGGAGGCAGAGUUGGAGGGGAGAGUUCUCCCACUCCAGCACUUUUGAGCUGAAAGGUUGUGGGAGUGUUCAGUGCAGAUUGUGCUCCCAUUCAGUUCAAUGUGGAUUGUGCAGAAGAACCUACUACUAGACUGUGCCCGGUGUUAGGGUGUGGGGGGAGGAAUCAUCUGGAGUUUCCACCUCAGCCACCAACAUGUCUAGGCCAGCUCUGGUGCUUAUAUUUGUGGAGAAACCUUCUGGAUCCUCCUCUCUCUGGAUCCUUCCUAAGCUUGUAAACUUCAUUUCGGAUGCUUUGGGGUGUGUCUUUGUUGCUUGUUGCCUCCUGAAAGAAAAAGGGUAUAUGGACCUUGUCUGCUGAUUCACGGGCUUUGAAAGUGUUUAUACUGAGCUGACCACAGUGCCAUGUAAGCGUGGAGAGCUGUUUCAGAUGCCUGCGUGUGUCCUGUUGACCUUGGUCAUGGGCAAGGAGUAAAACCAGGGCAGUGGCCGUUUCAGACUCUCUCUUCACGUGUAGCUACUUUCCUUUCUGCCAUCUAAACUAAAUAAUAUCAUCUAGAGAGGACUCUUAAUGGAAAGGCUGAGGGAAAGCACUGACAAAUUUCCAUUAAAAGAAGUAAAUAUUUGUGAUGAAAACAUCACUGUAUCAUGUCAAAGAUGUAUAAACAGUAUAUUCAAAGCAAAAUAAUUGGGGGGUGGGGGGGGUCUGCUUUUGUAUUUAAAAUAAAAACCUAUAUUAAUUUUCUUUUGUUAAUUUAAGUACUCUGGCAAAGAUGUUUGAAUGUGUCUUAUAAAAUAAUGCCUCUUGCAUUUAUAUUUUACUGUUAAUUUUAACUGUGGUUGACAAAACAUAUUAUUCAAUUGGACAAAGCUGCAUCAGGGAAGGCAUUUUUAAAUUUACACAAUUUGUUUUACACCGUUUAAUACUAACUUUCAAUAUGGCAACUUUGUACAUGAAUAAUGCAGUAUUUUAUUUCCAUAGAUUUUAAAAAAUAAAUUUAAAAAAAAAAAACCCAACCAGUAACAUUUUCACCCAGGAUAAUUCUCACAGACUUCCUGGGUGGGAGUGAGAUGAUUGUCAUGACAAUGUCAUGUGGUGAUAGAAUUUCUUCAUUGACGAAUUGCUAGCGAUUGUGUAUACUUUAUUUACCCAUGCUUAUGUUAACAGAAGACAAAAAGGAAUUCAUCACCUCCCUCUUAAAGCAAAGGCAAAACACAUUGAUACACGCAACAUAACUUCAGAACUUGCGACAGAAAAUGUUGAACACGGAGCCAUUCUGAGCAUACGGCCAGGUGCACGGCCACCUCAGGUGGUGAUUCUGGCCUCCUGACAGAGUGGCGGGGUGGGAUAGAUCCUGGCCUAAGGGAGGGCACCACUCAUGGGGAUGCUCUCCUUGGAGAGCCUAGUUGGAGCUCAACAGGAGCUGCACAGGGACACAGCUGUGCUCUUACAAAUGCUCCAGCAUUUUUUUUCAGUUCAGUAUGUGUAGGAGAAAUCCCCCAUGGAUUAUGCCCAGUUAGCCAGUCUGUACAUGCGUAGGGGGUUCUGUUUUGAAUUGGGAUGGCUCCAGCUGAGAACAAACUCUACCCCUUGGGAUGCUGCUCAGAUGGGAAGGUUCAGCACUCAGACCAAAGCAUGUCCACUUCUUCUCCCAAGGGGCACAGAUCAGACUCUGAGCUGCUACCAUCUGCAAAGUGCCAACUUCUAAUGGUGUGAUUUGGGGCUGCUUCCCACACUGCAGUUUAAAGGGCAAGAAGUCUCCGUCCCACGGGCCACACCCUUGACUUGUGAGGCUUCUUUCAGCCCCAUCCUGGCCAUAUCAGUGAUGUGUGGGGUUUCUAGGAGAUGUUGGAAUGGGGGAGCUGAGAGACAACAGGGAUAGGAAAGGCCUGGCAUCAAAAGAGUUAGACCCAUAGGUUUGUGGCCAGCUCUGUGUGUGUGGUGCUCCAAAGAGGCAGCUGCUGAAGUUGAGCAUAGGAACAGGAGUAUGUGCCUCCUUCCGACUUCCGCUGCUUUGCCUGCCUGGGAGAGAUGCAACAGCCUGGUGAAGGUGCGUGCAGGAAUGCAUGGCGGACUGCACACGGAUGAAAUUCGAAUGGGUUGCUUUUAAAACGAGGCCUGGCUCUCCACUCCCUAAGGCUCACGGCCACCACUGCCCUUGUUUAGAUACCACGCCAUGGCCUCACAGGCGACUCCAUCUCUCUCGGGGCCCUGCAUCUGUCGAGGAGCAAGCAGCGCCCACUAGCAGGGACUCAUGGCGGGAGGACUCCCUUGAUGUUUAAACUGUUGGGUGAGGAAGCAGCCCUUGGGUCACAUGCCUCCAUUCCAAUGCCACAGGAUUCACAUCUCAAUAUGCAUGACAGACCAGCACAAAAUGAGCCCCCCCCCCCGCUUUAUGUUCUCCAGUGGCCUUCUUGAACCAAAACAGCCCGCCAUUAGCAAUCGCCGGAAGGAGGUGCGGGGAAGUCCCUGCAUGAAAUAGAGACUCAUGGUUUGCGUUUUCUCUUUGCAUGGUGCAUGUUGCGCAUAUCUAGCUUCUCAUUGGGAAGUUUCUCGACCUGUCUGGGCAGAGGACUGCAGAUGUGUUGGGGGGCUUCACAUUUUGUAGUGCUUGAUCCUUGGUCAUUUGUGCUGUGAGGAGGCCACACUUUAGCCAGUAUUUUGCUUCUGCCCAUUGGUCUCUACACCGUAUCGUGCUGGGCUGCUUUAAGUAUUGAGAAUUCAUGUUCAGCUACAUCCAAAACAUUCCUGUCUGGUUAUGAUUUAAUAGUGGGUGUGAUUAGUCAUCAGUACAUAUUUGAUAGCAGAGAAUUACCUUUGUGUGUUGCCUGUCAUCUUUCCAAGUGAACCAUCUUGCUGCCAAUCCAAACUACUGUGUCCUUUUUGUUCGUUUUUUGGUCUGUUCAUAAAAACUUUUGAUGUAACAAAUGCUUGACUGUUGUUUUUUUUUAGACAGUGGGGAUAAAUCAUUCUUUUAAUUUUAUUUCCCCCCAUGAGUUUUGUGGAUGACUUUGACUACAGAAUCUCAUGGUACAUACCAAGCUGGGUUUUUUCUUUGAGAUGUGUAAUUCUUUUACUGAUAUUUUUAUGGAUUUUGUUGUUUUUUUGGGUUUUUUCUAACAUUGCUUUAUUAAACGUUGAAAUAUUUAAGAAAUAUGUAAUAUUUGGACCAGAUGUUGUGAAUAAUAGUAGAUAAAAGCUAUUUUAUUCUGUAUUUUUAAAGGCUGUUCAGUAUAAAUAAAAGCUGACAUAGAUGCAA
Messenger RNA from Hemicordylus capensis (graceful crag lizard), 9354 nucleotides. RefSeq names its product solute carrier family 23 member 2 (gene SLC23A2). Gene Ontology annotation, biological process: L-ascorbic acid metabolic process; transmembrane transport. Gene Ontology annotation, molecular function: transmembrane transporter activity. The transcript has 17 exons. Gene Ontology annotation, cellular component: membrane. Lineage: Eukaryota; Metazoa; Chordata; Lepidosauria; Squamata; Cordylidae. Bases 1010 to 2959 code for a protein of 649 amino acids. The record is from RefSeq and is a predicted model, not a curated record.